Messenger RNA from Plasmopara halstedii, 162 nucleotides. RefSeq lists its product as uncharacterized. NCBI's taxonomy places the organism in Eukaryota, Oomycota, Peronosporomycetes, Peronosporales, Peronosporaceae. The record is from RefSeq and is a predicted model, not a curated record. The transcript has 2 exons. The coding region runs from base 1 to 162 and encodes 53 amino acids.
AUGUGGUUUGUUUACCGACUGCUGUUCUUGCUGCAGCGGUGCAUGAUACAUUUUAGCUAUUUAACGCCGAAAAUUAUUUUGUCAGCUGGGCGCUCCGGUGGUCAUUGUCUCAAAUUGCUGGAUAUGCUUAAUGCGUGUCCGGUGAUCGAACGGACACGAUAA